Molecule: messenger RNA, 4399 nt
Organism: Punica granatum (pomegranate)
Lineage: Eukaryota; Viridiplantae; Streptophyta; Magnoliopsida; Myrtales; Lythraceae
Source: RefSeq, a predicted model, not a curated record
UCCCGCUAAUUUCUCGCCUAUGCAAAGAACGGGUUGAUUUCUUUGUUUUUCCCCAAACGUCACAAGCAAUACUUACUCAACCUGAUCGUCUCCUCCUCUUACACUGCCACAACCACCAUGAGCACCGCAGCCAUGGCCGCGGCCUCCAUGUCCUCAGCUGAAAUCCUCCGACGCACCACCUCCUUCCUCUCUAGAGUCCUGGCACAGCCUGAUGUCCGACACCGCCUCCUAUCCACCUUCUGCCGCAGAAUCUGGCCCGCCGACCAAGACCUUCUCAAGGCAUUUAAAAUUGCUGCUGAAACUCUAGAGAACGCCGCCUCCACCUCCAACCCCUCUGUUGGGUCCUCCUCCCUCCGCCUCGCCGAGAAGCUCCUCCUCUCUAAGUCCACGAAGUGCACCUCCUUGUCGUUCCUCCUGUCCCUCAUCUACUCCCUAUGCCACCAACCCAUCAAUGCAGCCUUAAGCCUUCUGGACAUAUUCUCCCAGGACCCGUCGCUGGCCCGGUCAGAGGUUGCACCCAGUCUCUUCGAGGAGCUCUUUUUGGUCCACUUAAUCCCGGUUUUACAAUGGUUCAGUGAUGAAAGAUCGAGGAUUUUCUCCUCCUCCGUUCCAUCACCAAGCAUCACUGAUGCAAAUGGCGAAUUUUCUUGCGACUUCUCAGUGGUUGUCCCGAGUGAAAAGCUCCUGUCAAGCAUGAGCGGGGACCAAGCUGCAAAGUUGAAGGAGCUGGAGGGGAACUACGAGGAGGCGAUCAAUGAGAACUGUCGGGUUUUGUCUGAAUACUUCAAGGAGGUGCUGAGGGAUAAAGAUGGAGGCAGAGGACUGAAGCAUAAUCCACCUUCUGCGAUUUUGGAGAAGAAGCAAAACAAUGACGGGCCGUUUGGUUCGCAAUCUGGAAAUGUUAACGGAAACGGAAACGGAAGAGCUAUGGAAAAAAGCAGAACAGAGGAGCUCCGGAUAAAAAAUGGACGGUAUAAUCCAAUAUGGGCUGAAGCUGAAAGAUCGGCUGAAUACACAACCAACAGGUCCUCUCUCCCAUCUUAUCCUCAAAGGGUCUCCCCCAAACUCCUCAGGAAGCAAAGAUCUUCGAGCUUCAGUUCUGAGCUUGAGUCUCCGUCCUCAGAAGAAGAAGAUAGUUCUGCCAAAUGUUGCAGCAUUAGUACUUCAUCCGAAUCUGACCCCGAAGCAGAACCGGAGAGUAAGGAAAAGAACAGGAAAAUGGCAUCAUAUCAUAAACAAAAGCAGCCCAUUCCUGGGGAAUCGAGUCGCAGCACAACACCAGACCGUGCCAUGUCAGACCCUGGAAAGUGCACCCCGCCAAAGGACUUUGUGUGUCCCAUAACGAGCAACCUUUUUGAUGACCCAGUGACCCUUGAGACUGGUCAGACGUAUGAACGGAGGGCCAUCAAGGAAUGGCUCGAGAGAGGGAACUCCACUUGCCCGAUAACCAGGCAGAAGCUCCAUAGCACCCAACUCCCUAGGACGAACUAUGUCCUCAAGCGGCUAAUCGGCAGUUGGCAAGAAAAGAACCCGGGGGUGGUGAAAGCCCAUAACCCACAAGAGCCUGAGGCCGAGCCUGAGCCUGAGAUCCAGCUCAAAUCCUCAAGUCCAAUGCCACCUUCAACCUCCCCAACAAGUGUGAUCUCAAUCCUUGAUAGGACCAUGGCCCAGCUCCGCCACACGAUCACGAAGCUUUGUAUGUCAGAGAUAUUGCAAGAAUCCGAAAUGGCAGUUCUCAAGAUCGAGAGGUUCUGGAGAGAUGUGAAUAUGGAGGAGUCUGACAUGAUGAGCAUGUUGUCGAAACCACCAGUCAUCAAUGGGUUUGUGGAGAUCCUAUUCAACUCGGUGGACCCAAAGGUUCUAGGAGCGGCAGUAUUUCUCCUGUGUGAGCUUGGGUGGAGGGAUGAGGCGGUGGUCAACACUUUGACUCAAGUUGACUCCGACGUGGACUGCAUCAUCGCGCUUUUCAAGAAAGGACUGAUCGAGGCAGUCGUGUUAAUUUACCUCUUAAGGCCUCCAGCGAUCAACCUAGUUGAAAUGGAGAUAUUAGACUCGCUUGUAGAAGUCAUAAUGAGAAGAAAUGGCGAAGAAGAUUCGGUAGCAAUGUGUGUAGACCCAAAGACAGCUUCAGUUCUCUUGCUAGACCAGAUUCUAGCGACCUGUGUAGAGGAAGGGGCAGCAUCUUUGGUAGCAAGUAAGGUCGUGAAUGAAAAGGUGAUUGAGAGUGUGAUGAUUAGUUUAGAGGCAGAGUGGGUAGAAGAAAGGAUUGCUGCUGUUGGAAUCCUGUCAAGAUGCAUUCAGGAGGAUGGUAAGUGCCGGAACUUGAUAGCCAAUAAGGUCGAGCUGGCUCCGGUUCUCGAGAGCUUCAUCGGAGCAAACGAUGCAGAGAGGUUCGAGAUCAUCCAGUUCCUCUCAGAGCUCAUAAAAUUGAACAGAAGGUCAUUUAACUCGCAGGUUCUUCACAUCAUAAAGGAAGAAGGGCCCUUUAGUACAAUGCACACUCUCUUGAAUUAUCUCCAAACCGCUUCAGUCGAGCACUCUCCCAUUGUGGCCGGUUUACUUCUGCAGCUUGAUCUGCUUGCGGAGCCGAGAAAGAUGAGCAUUUUCAGGGAAGAGGCGAUUGACGCUCUCAUCUCAUGCCUGAGGAACACUGAUUUCCCAUCCGCACAAGUAGCUGCUGCAGAGACAAUUGCGUCCUUGCUGGGGAGGUUCUCCAUCUCUGGCAAGCCUCUUAUUCGAGCUUUUCUUCUGAAACGAGCGGGGCUUGACAAGAAGUACCGGGCUAUUAUGAGACAAGAGAAGCUGGGGAGUACCUCUGUUGAUAUUGAUGAAUCCUCACAGGAGGAGCAAAAAGCUGCUGAUGAUUGGGAAACGAAGAUGGCAUACGCUUUAGUGAGCCAUGAGUUUGGUCUCCUCUUCGAGGCCCUAGCAGAAGGCUUAAAGAGCCAAUAUGCUGAGUUAUGUUCAGAUUGUUUCUUAUCAGCCACUUGGCUCAUCCACAAGCUAAUGGUUCUCCCUCACACUGGAGUCCGAGGAGCAGCCCGAGUCUGCCUCCUCAAGCGGCUUGUAUCGAUAUUCAAAUUCGCGAAGGACAUCGAAGACAGAGUCCUGGCAAUGCUUGCUUUGAGCAGCUUCAUACGAGAUCCUGAGGGGCUGCGAGAUCUCAGUUCCCACAUAAAGGAUGUGUUGAAAGGCCUGAGAGAGCUCAAGAGAUACUCUCCACUGGCUGUCGAGCUGCUGAAAAUUCUCUCCGAAGGAAAUGAAUCGAGCGCUGACUUGUGGAAUCACAAAGAACUCGUUCAAGUCGACUGCAGUUCUAACGGGGAAGUUACGUCGAUAGUUUGCUUCAAGGACAAGCUAUUUUCAGGCCAUUCUGAUGGCACUAUUAAGGUGUGGACGGGGAGAGGAAGCAUGCUUCAUCUAAUCCAAGAAGUUCGGGAGCACACGAAGGCAGUCACCAGCCUCGCACUCUUACCAUCCGGGGAAAGACUAUAUAGCGGGUCACUGGACAGAACAACCAAGGUGUGGUCAAUCGGGAAUGAGGCGAUACAUUGCGUGCAAGUGCACGAUAUGAAGGACCAGGUCCAUAAUUUAGUUGUGGCUAAUAGCAUCGCGUGUUUCAUUCCACAAGGAGCUGGUGUUAAGGUUCAUUCAUGGAAUGGAACCUCAAAGCUCUUAAACCCGAACAAAUACGUCAAGUGCUUAUCUCUCAUGCAAGGGAAACUCUACUGUGGAUGCCGCGAUAAUAGCAUUCAAGAAAUAGAUUUGGCUACCGGAACUAUCAGCAACAUUCAGAGUGGUAACCGGAAGUUACUCGGGAAAUCAAAUCCUGUGCAGGCAAUACAACUCCAGGGCGGGUUGUUAUACACAGCAAGCUCCCCUUUAGAUGGUGCAGCUGUCAAGAUAUGGAGUGCUUCAAACUACGAUCUCAUGGGAUCAGUUCCGUCGACAUCCGAAAUUAGAUCAAUGGCAGUGAGCUCAGAGCUAAUAUAUUUGGGCUGCAAAGGUGGAUUCGUGGAAGUCUGGUGCAAGCAGAAGCAAAACAGGGUAGAAACACUGCAAGUUGGAAGUAGUGCUAAGGUACUCUCAAUGGCUCUUGAUGCAGAAGAAGAAUUUCUAGUGGUCGGUACUUCCGAUGGUCGGAUUCAGGCGUGGCAAUUGAGCUGAGGCGAGUCCAAUAAGUGGUUACGAAUCAUAUAAAAUGCAGUUUUGCAAAUACACACGACAGCUUAUACAAGCUAAGAAAUUCUUUUCUCUGGGUUAAUGAAUCCUCUUGGAAACAAUACGUGUUAAGCAGAUUCUUUGUAUAACUGUACAUAGGAUACUUACAAUAACUCUUUGCUUUCUCCCAACUUUUUCAUAUGCACCAACUGAUAAUAGAAAUCUAUAUUUGGCGAUU